Callithrix jacchus (white-tufted-ear marmoset) is the source of this 1704-nucleotide messenger RNA. The record is from RefSeq and is a predicted model, not a curated record. Lineage: Eukaryota; Metazoa; Chordata; Mammalia; Primates; Cebidae.
UGUUGCCAUAGCAUCCGGGUUGGGUGAACCAAUCCGGGCGUCCUUGCCGAACAGAGGCGGGAAGUUCGCAUCUUCGACCAACCCGAGGCGUUUUUGUUGUGGCGCGUGACCGGAGGAGGCGGGAGCUCAGGACCGGCGCCUUCUCCUUGCUUCUGGGGUCGUGGCCUUGCUCCCGCUGUGCGGGAAAAGAAUCUAGGCCCCUCCACGCGCUUGUGGGCGCGGGGGCCCCAGAGUGCUCGUGGUUCCGCGCUAGGUGUCUGUGGGGGGGCAGGAACCGGAGCCAUGGGUGGGACCGGCAGCACCCGCCGAGUCACCUUCGAGGCGGACGAGAAUGAGAACAUCACCGUGGUGAAGGGCAUCCGGCUUUCGGAAAAUGUGAUUGAUCGAAUGAAGGAAUCCUCUCCAUCUGGCUCGAAGUCUCAGCGGUAUUCUGGUGCUUAUGGUGCCUCAGUUUCUGAUGAAGAAUUGAAAAGAAGAGUAGCUGAGGAGCUGGCAUUGGAGCAAGCCAAGAAAGAAUCUGAAGAUCAGAAACGACUAAAGCAAGCCAGAGAGCUAGACCAAGAGAGGGCUGCUGCCAAUGAGCAGUUAACCAGAGCCAUCCUUCGGGAGAGGAUAGCAAGUGAGGAGGAACGCGCUAAGGCAAAGCACCUGGAUAUUGAAGACAAAGCUAGGCAGCUGGAAGAGAAAGACCGAGUGCUCAAGAAGCAGGAUGCAUUCUACAAAGAACAGCUGGCUAGACUGGAGGAGAGGAGCUCAGAGUUCUACAAAGUCACCACUGAACAAUAUCAGAAAGCUGCUGAAGAGGUGGAAGCAAAGUUCAAGCGAUAUGAGUCUCAUCCAGUCUGUGCUGAUCUGCAGGCCAAGAUUCUCCAGUGCUACCGUGAGAACACACAUCAGACCCUCAAAUGUUCCGCUCUGGCCAGCCAGUAUAUGCACUGCGUCAAUCAUGCCAAACAGAGCAUGCUUGAGAAGGGAGGCUAAAAACUCAGAACAAGCAAAACACCAUCAACGUCAAUUCCAGAGAUGGAACAUUUUUUUUCCUAGUAAGCAAGCAACCCAUUUGAAGAGAAGACCACUAAUGAGAAGACCACUCGAGAGACACCAGAUAAUGGAUUCAGCAGAAUCAUACCACAUUUUGAACAGUGGCAUUUUGAAGGGCCAAAGCCUUGACCAGGCAUCAGUCAUUAGAGGACACCCUUCAGUAUUAGUAAACCCUCUUACGACGAUUGAAGGAGAAGGGCAGCCUGCCCGCUCCACCUUUUGGUACUUUCUGUUCAACCUCCACUGACCAUAAAAUGUUUCUCUUCUGAGCGAGCCCCAUCAUUUGGUGAAGCUCCACCCUAACAAAGUGGGAUGGGUGGGGGGCUAAAUGAACUGGAGUGGGGCGAGGAGAGAAUCAGAAAACAUAGCUCUUGGGGCAGCAGUGCGGGGUGGAAUUGUCUAGGCUGCGGGAUGUUGGUUUUGUCUCUCUUUCUUUUCUCCUUUGCUUAUAUAAGAGCAAUUUCAUUUUAACUUACUAUGGCGAUCAUACAGGCAAAAAGGAGAGAAAAUGUACCUCUUUUACUGGAAUAAUGUUUAUGAUUACAAGUGAGAUAAGGUAUUUUUAUCCAUAUGAAGGCAAACUUGGCUGAUAUAACCUCGAUAGUGAAUACUGACAUCUUUACUUCACUCACUAUCCAUAAUAAAUAUAUUUUCUGACAAAGA